ACAGUGAGGAACUUACACUUUUGUUGUUCACAUGUCAAGCAUCACCAGCAAAUACUCUCUUCCAACACAACGAUCAUGUCUGAAUUCAGAUUACCUAAAACAUUGAAGCCAAUCAACUACAAUUUGAAGCUUAAAUCAGAUUUAGUUGAUAGCAAAUACGACGGUGCAGUCGAUAUCUCCUUCAGCGUAUACCAAUCAACAAACGCCAUCUCUUUACACUCACAUAAGAACAUCGAGAUUGAGAAGCUGAGCUUGAAAACUGGUACACUUAAGCAGGAGCAGGCUAUCACCCCAGAUUACACCUUUGACGAAAAGUUAGAGCGUAUCAACGUCGCCCUCCCAUUUAGCUUGAACCCAGGUGAUGACGUUGAACUGUCAAUUGCGUUCAAGUCCUCAUUGGACGAUUCUAUGAUGGGAUACUACAGAUCCUCAUACAAAGACAAUGGAAAGGACGUCCAUUACGCCCUCACUCAACAUGAGCCAACCGCCGCUCGCAAGUCAUUCCCAUGUCUCGAUGAACCAAUUUUGAAGGCAACUUACGACAUUUCUAUCAUUCACAGAAAAGACACCGUUGCACUUUCAAACAUGCCACCUGUCCAUUCAGCUCCAGCAAACGCGGACACUUUCGCUUACUCAAAGCAUCAAGGUACCAUCAACCCAGAAGAAUGGGUUAUUACCAAGUUUGAUAAAACCCCACUCAUCAGUUCCUACCUCGUCGCAUGGGCGAACGGUCACUUUAAGCACUUAGAAACAUCAUACACCUCACCAAUCUCUGGAAAGGUCAGACCAUUGAGAAUCUACGCAACCCCAGACCUCAUCCAACAAGCCAAGCUUGGUUUGGAGGCAAAGGCUCAAGUUUUGCCACUCUACGAAAAGAUCUUCGACAUUGAAUACCCAUUGCCAAAGUUGGACACUUUAGUUGCAAACGAUUUCGAUGCAGGUGCUAUGGAGAAUUGGGGUUUGAUCACAGGUAGAACCUCAGUUUACUUGUACGAUGAGAAACUCUCCGGUUUGGACGCUGAGAAGAGAGUCGUUGGUGUACAAUCACACGAAGUUUCACAUCAAUGGUUUGGUAACGUCGUUACAAUGGCUGAUUGGCACGGUUUGUGGUUGAACGAAGCGUUUGCUACAUUGGUCGGUGAAAUUAUUGUCAUUGACAGAAUCAGACCUGAGUGGAAGGUCUACAGUGAAUUUAUCACCCAACAUCUCCACAGAGCACUUGAUUUGGAUGCUCUCAAGUCAUCCCAUCCAAUUCAAGUUCCAGUCAAGGACCCUGCAAUGAUUAACCAAAUUUUCGACGCUAUUUCAUACUCAAAGGGUGGUUCUGUCUUGCGCAUGCUUUCAAACAUGGUCGGCGAAGAAACAUUCUUGAAGGGUGUCUCUAUCUACCUCAAGAAACAUCUUUAUGGUAACGCUGAAACUGUUGAUCUCUGGAAUGGUAUUGCAGAGGCAGCUGGCAUUGACGUUCAAGCAAUUAUGGACCCAUGGACUCUUAAGCAAGGUUUCCCAGUUCUCACUGUUUCUGAAAGUGACAAGGGUAUCAAAGUCCGUCAAGAUAGAUUCUUGAGCACUGGUAAACCAACUGCAGAAGAAAAUGAAACUGAAUGGCACGUUCCACUUUUCAUUCGUGAAGGUGACAAAGUUGACAGAAGCGUCGCAUUGAACAAGCGUGAAGCUGAAUUCCCAUUAUCUGACGUAUCAAACUCCAACUGGAAACUCAACGCAGAGACUGCAGGUGUCUACAGAGUUUUAUACUCACCAGAACGUCUCACUAAGCUUGGUGUUGAAGCAUCCAAGUCUAACUCUGCAUUCUCACUUAACGACAGAAUUGGAUUGGUUAACGAUGCCUUUGUUCUCGCAAAGGCUGGUAACGGACCAACCUCAGGUGCAUUAGGAUUCAUUAACCAACUCAAGGAUGAAAAGGAAUACCUCGUAUGGUCAGCUAUCGGUACCAGCUUGGCUAACCUUUCAAGCGUAUGGGCAGAAGAAAGCUCAUCAGUCAGAGAAAAGAUUGAUGCUCUCAGACGUAAACUUUUCUCACCAUUGGUAGAACAACUUGGCUUUGAUAACAAGGAGGGUGAUUCACCAGACGUUCUCCAAUUGAGAGAAUUGGCAAUCGCAUCAGCAAGUGCAGCCAAUGAUGAAAAUGUCAUUAAGGAAAUCAAGAGACGUUUCGCACCAUUCUUGGAAAAGAACGAUGAUUCACUCAUUCCAAAUGACCUUCUUAGAGUUAUCUACGCUCAAUCAGUCAAGCAUGGUGGUGCUGUUGAAUGGGAGAAGUGUUUGGAAAUCGUUAAGAAUCCAAACCCACCAACACCAAUGCACAAGAUUGCUGCCAUGUUAGCAUUGGGAUCCACAAAAGACGAAAAGCUAAUUGAAAAGACAUUUGACUUUAUUGAACAUGGUUUCAAGAACCAAGACUUGAUGUACCCAUUCGUUGCACUCCGUAACAACCCAAUCUCACGUCGCAAGUUAUGGGAAUACACCAAGGCCAACCUCGGCAAGUUCGAGAAGAGACUUGAGGGUAACUUCUCCCUUGGUAGAUUGAUCAGCUUCUCAUUCGAUGGACUGGCACAACCAAAUGAUGCCAAGGAAGUUGAAGAAUUCUUCAAGGACAAGGACACCAGCAAGUACUCAUCCUCACUCAACCAAGGUCUCGACGCUGUGAAGGGUAACGCCCAAUGGUUGGCAAGAGACAAAGCUGAUGUUGAACAAUGGUUAGAAAAGAACAUCUAAACUAAUAAACUGAUAUAUACUGAUAUAUGUAAAUUCUUGAUUUAAUGCAUCUCUUU
Molecule: messenger RNA, 2792 nt
Organism: Wallemia mellicola CBS 633.66
Lineage: Eukaryota; Fungi; Basidiomycota; Wallemiomycetes; Wallemiales; Wallemiaceae
Exons: 3
Coding region: 76-2736 (886 amino acids)
Biological process (GO): peptide catabolic process; proteolysis
Cellular component (GO): cytoplasm
Molecular function (GO): metalloaminopeptidase activity; peptide binding; zinc ion binding
Source: RefSeq, a predicted model, not a curated record